Molecule: messenger RNA, 1191 nt
Organism: Populus trichocarpa (black cottonwood)
Lineage: Eukaryota; Viridiplantae; Streptophyta; Magnoliopsida; Malpighiales; Salicaceae
Product: S-formylglutathione hydrolase
Exons: 7
Coding region: 127-981 (284 amino acids)
Biological process (GO): formaldehyde catabolic process
Cellular component (GO): cytosol
Molecular function (GO): S-formylglutathione hydrolase activity
Source: RefSeq, a predicted model, not a curated record
CUAAAAAAUAAAACAGAUCAUCUUCUCCUGUCAUCCACAAAAUAAAACCCACUUGUGAGCUUCUCCAUUAAAAGGAAAUAUAGCACAAAAAGAGAGUGAGUGAUUGCUUUUGUUGUUGGAGAAGAAAUGGAAACAAAGCCAAGUGAGAUCAGUAGCUCAAAGAUGUUUGGUGGAUACAACAAGAGAUACAAGCAUUUCAGCCCUACACUGGGUUGCUCCAUGACUUUCUACAUCUAUUUCCCUCCAUCCCCUUCCCCUUCCCACAAAUUCCCAGUGCUGUAUUGGCUCUCUGGUCUUAGCUGCACCGAUGAGAACUUUAUAGCUAAAUCAGGAGCUCAACGUGUUGCUUCGACAGAGGGCAUUGUCCUGAUCGCUCCUGAUACAUCUCCAAGAGGCCUGAAUGUGGAAGGAGAGGCAGACAGCUGGGAUUUUGGUGUAGGUGCUGGAUUCUAUCUUAAUGCUACUCAAGAGAAAUGGAAGAACUGGCGGAUGUAUGACUAUGUUGUCAAGGAACUGCCAAAACUUCUUAGUGAAAAUUUUCCGCAGCUGGAGACAUCAAAGGCAUCUAUAUUUGGUCAUUCAAUGGGCGGCCAUGGUGCUUUAACAAUCUACCUGAAGAACCUCGACAAGUACAAGUCGGUAUCUGCCUUCUCACCAGUUGCCAACCCAAUUAAUUGUCCAUGGGGCCAGAAGGCUUUCACAAAUUAUCUUGGACCCAGUAAAGCUGAUUGGGAGGAAUAUGAUGCCACUUCUCUGGUGUCAAAGGUCCAUGAUGUAUCUGCUACCAUUUUAAUUGAUCAGGGAGAUGAGGAUAAAUUCUUGCAUGAUCAGCUGCUGCCAAACAAGUUUGAAGAGGCGUGCAGGAGUGCAAAUGUUUCAGUUCUGAUGCGAUUGCAACCUGGUUAUGAUCACUCCUACUUUUUCAUUGCCACUUUCAUCGAUGACCACAUUCACCACCAUGCUCAUGCUCUUAAACUUUAAGCCUGCAGUAAUCCAUACAUAAUGUGGUAACUAUGUCGUGAUGGUGAUCUGGAGUAACUUUUGUACUUCCUCUUCCCGUCCCCAACGGCACCCUCCAAAGAAAGAUGCCGGCAUUUUAUGCUUUCCCUCUGUUCCCUUGUCGACUCAGUAUAUUAUGCUCUUGUAACUCUGUGGUUGUUGAUCUUAAAUAAAUGGGAUAAUUACAAAUCA